UCUGUGAUGUGCCGGGGAGCUCGGGCCAGUCCUGGCCACCCCUCGGGGGACACCGGGGUCUGUAGGUCCCUGCAGCGACAGGCCCGCGGGCAGGGGGGCGGUGGAAGGGCUCGCUGGUGGCACCGAAAGGGCCAGCGCUGUACGGCCGGGUCACGGGCUGGGUGCUGCGGGGCCAGCAGCUGCCUGUGCCACUCGCUCGCGGGCCCUUGGCAGCUCCUCUGGUCUCUCUGUGGGGAAGCUGGGUGCUGCCACGCAUCCUCGGCACCCGAAGCUCUGUGGGGCGAUGGCUCCGCGCAGCUCCUCCAGCCCCCUGAGACCUCUGGAGAAGCCGCUCGGAAGUGGUGUGGAAGAGCGGCCAGCUGGUGCAGCUGGGCUGGACGGCCAGCGAGGACCUGCUCUGCAUCCAGGAGGACGGCACCGUUCUCAUCUACAACCUCUUCUGCGAGUUCAAGCGCCACUUCAGCAUGGGCAACGAGGUGCUGCAGAACCACGUGUUGGAGGCGAAGGUCUUCCACACGGAGUACGGCACCGGCGUGGCCAUCCUCACCGGCGCGCACCGCUUCUCCCUGGCCACCAACAUCGACGACCUGAAGCUGCGCAGGAUGCCCGAGGUUCCCGGUCUGCAGAAGCCGCCAUCCUGCUGGGCCGUGCUGUCCCAGGACAGAGUCACCAUCAUCCUGCUGGCAGUCGGACAGGACCUCUACCUCCUGGACAACACCUCCUGCUCCGUGGUGACCCCCCCUGGCAUGAGCCCCUCCGCCGGCGCCUACCUGCAGAUGGCCGUGUCCUUCAACUACCGCUGCCUGGCACUCUUCACCGACACCGGCUACAUCUGGAUGGGGCUGGCCACGCUGAAGGAGAAGCUCUGCGAGUUCAACAGCAGCGUCCGCUCUCCGCCCAAGCAGAUGGUUUGGUGCAUGCGUCCCCGGAGCCGGCAGCGUGCCGUGGUGGUGGCCUGGGACCGGCAGCUGAUGGUGGCGGGGAACUCCACGGAGUGCAUCCAGUUUGUCCUGGAUGAGGACUCCUACCUGGUGCCGGAGCUGGACGGGGUCCGGAUCUUGUCUCGCACAUCCCACGAGUUCCUGCACGAGAUCCCAGAGGCCAGCCAGGAGAUCUUCAAGAUCGCCUCCAUGGCCCCGGGGGCUCUCCUGCUGGAGGCGCAGAAGGAGUACGAGAAGGAGAGCCAGAAGGCAGACGAGUACCUGCGGGAGAUCAAGGACCAGAAGCUGCUCCCGGAGGCGGUGAGCCAGUGCAUCGAGGCAGCCAGCUACGAGCACGAGCCGGACACCCAGAAGUCGCUGCUGAGGGCAGCCUCCUUCGGGAAGUGCUUCAUCGACAAGUUCCCCCCAGAGAGUUUCGUGCGCAUGUGCCAGGACCUGCGGGUGCUCAAUGCCAUCCGGGACUACCAGAUCGGCAUCCCCCUCACCUUCACCCAAUACAAGCGUCUCACCAUCGAGGUCCUGCUGGACAGGCUGGUCUUGCGGCGGCUCUACCCGCUGGCCAUCAGGAUCUGCGAGUACCUGCGCCUCUCGGAGAUCCAGGGCGUCAGCCGCAUCCUGGCCCACUGGGCCUGCUACAAGGUGCAGCAGAAGGACAAGUCCGAUGAGGAGGUGGCCCACGCCAUCAACCAGAAGCUGGGUGACACGCCGGGCAUCUCCUACUCGGAGAUCGCUGCCCGGGCUUACGACUGCGGCAGGACGGAGCUGGCCAUCAAGCUGCUGGAGUACGAGCCGCGCUCUGGGGAGCAGGUCCCGCUGCUGCUGAAGAUGAAGCGGAGCAAGCUGGCCCUCAGCAAAGCCAUCGAGAGCGGGGACACCGACCUGGUCUACACUGUCGUGCUCCACCUGAAGAACGAGCUGAAUCGCGGCACCUUCUUCAUGACGCUGCAAAACCAGCCGGUGGCCCUGAGCCUGUACCGCCAGUUCUGCAAGCACCAGGAGCGGGAGACGCUGAAGGACCUGUACAACCAGGACGACAAUCACCAGGAGCUCGGCAACUUCCACGUCCACUCCAGCUACUCGGAGAAGCGCAUCGAAGGGCGAGUCGGAGCUCUCCAGAACGCCCUGGACGAGUACUACAAAGCCAAAAACGAGUUUGCUGCCAAGGCCACAGAGGAUCAGAUCAAGCUGCUGCGGCUCCAGCGGCACCUCCAGGAGGACUUGGACAAGCCCUAUCUCGACCUCUCGCUGCACGACACCGUCUCCAACCUCAUCCUGGACGGCCACCACAAGCGAGCCGAGCAGCUCUACCGCGAGUUCAAGAUCCCCGACAAGAGGUACUGGUGGCUGAAGAUCAGCGCCCUGGCCAACCGCGGCGACUGGGAGGAGAUGGAGAAGUUCUCCAAGAGCAAGAAGUCGCCCAUCGGGUACCUGCCCUUCGUGGAGAUCUCGGUGAAGCACCACAACCGCUACGAAGCCAAGAAGUACGCGCCGCGCGUCACCCCUGAGCAGCGUGUCAAGGCCUUCGUCCUGGUGGGGGACCUGGACCAAGCGGCCGACGCCGCCAUCGAGCACAAGAACGAGACGGAGAUGAACUUCGUCCUGUCCAAGUGCACGGCCAGCACCGACGCCGCGGUGGCCGAGAAGCUGAACCGGGCCCGAGCCCAGCUCCUGAAGAAGUGAGCCCCAGCGGGGGGGCCCCCGCCCCGGCCCCCUGCCCACCGCGCACUCCCGGGGGGCUCCAGCCCCCCAACCUGCCACUGGGGCCACUCCGGGCUUCUCCGCCCUGUCCCCCCAGCCCAGGCUGCUGCUCCCCCCCGCACCUCCCUUGCUGGGGGGGGGGAUGUCCUGGGGGCAGGGUGGCAGCAGGGGGUCCGUGUCCUACGCUGGGGCUGGGGGCUCCGUGCCCGCGUCCCGGCCCGGGUCUUCCUCAGCGGGACCCCCCAGUGCCUGCGUGGCCCGACCCCCGGGGGUGCCCCCCUCCCCGCCCGGUCCCCCUCCCGCGGUCAAUAAAGAGAGGAGCUGCCU
Grus americana (Whooping crane) is the source of this 2966-nucleotide messenger RNA. RefSeq names its product VPS16 core subunit of CORVET and HOPS complexes (gene VPS16). Gene Ontology annotation, biological process: endosomal transport; vacuole fusion, non-autophagic; intracellular protein transport. Gene Ontology annotation, molecular function: actin binding. Bases 465 to 2621 code for a protein of 718 amino acids. The transcript has 22 exons. Gene Ontology annotation, cellular component: lysosomal membrane; cytoplasm; HOPS complex. NCBI's taxonomy places the organism in Eukaryota, Metazoa, Chordata, Aves, Gruiformes, Gruidae. The record is from RefSeq and is a predicted model, not a curated record.